Fusarium mangiferae is the source of this 258-nucleotide messenger RNA. RefSeq lists its product as uncharacterized. The transcript has a single exon. Lineage: Eukaryota; Fungi; Ascomycota; Sordariomycetes; Hypocreales; Nectriaceae. The coding region runs from base 1 to 258 and encodes 85 amino acids. The record is from RefSeq and is a predicted model, not a curated record.
AUGUCCAGAGACUCGAAUAUCGGAGACAACACUGACCAUAGUGCACGCACCGUUUACAUCCCUUAUAAGCUCGUCAGAGCAGAAGACCUAGAGGCUAUAGACAAGAAAUUGCCCGACUUCUUCCCUGGUGGAGUAUGCAUGACAACAACGACAGAGGCUAUGGCGCAUUAUAAGAUUGAGGGACUCGUGGUCAAGGGUUCAGCAGAUUUCAAUCUACUCCGCAAACUGCAGGAACUUGAGCUCGUCAUGAAGGAAUGA